CUGUGCGCUGCGCUUUUCCUGUGCUCGUUUGGCAAAAUGUCUGCUGCUGUUGCACCUGCUGCACCUAAAGCCAAGAAGGUUGUGAAGAAGGCUCCAUCUGCCCAUCCUCCUUACUUUGACAUGGUCAAGCAUGCAAUCAAGGAAUUGAAAGAAAGGAACGGAUCGAGCCGACAAGCAAUUGCCAAGUACGUGAAAGCUCACUACAAAGUGGAUGACAAAGCCGACAACCACAUCCGUCGGGCUUUGGUUAGUGCUUUGAAGGCGGGCAAAUUAACACACACGAAGGGUAUCGGAGCUUCUGGUUCCUUCAAAUUGGCCGAGAAGGCUCCGAAGACUGCUGCUAAGCCUAAGGCCGCGAAGAAACCCAAGACCCCGAAGAAGGCCGCGGCGAAGAAACCGAAAACUCCCAAGCCCGCAGCGGCGAAGAAACCCAAAGCAACUAAACCAAAGGCCCAUAAGCCAAAGAAGGCGAAGACACCAAAGAAAGCUGCAAAGGUUCCUCUCAGAGGUCAUAGACGUGAACGAAGUUUGAACGUCGCCCCGGGGGGAUCAGUUGCCACACUGGUCUCCAGACGAUCUCCUUGGAUGGAACGAGAGCAUUUCGAACACCCCCCAGCACCACCCCCUCUAACCAGAAGCUUAGUGGACCUUGGAGGUUGUCAGCUGGGCGUCGGCAUGAACAUCGAUCAUAAUUCAGUUCGAAGCGGUAGUCGAACGCAGCUGCAACCUCCAAGGUUUUCCACGGCACGGGACACGCUCGUGCAAACAGGCUUAUCGAAUCAAAGCAUCCAUUCAUCGGAUGACACUAGCCAAUCUAGUCACAUUUAUCAGAACCAAAACCGACAACUCGAAGGAAUCGGUCAUCGAACAAAAGUAGAGGAGUGCGUUCGGUCAAGGCUACGCCGACAACUGCCGGACGAAAUACUUUUACGACGUCCACUACCUUGUUACAACGGUACCCACAAGUGUGUCUAUGAACUUUUCACCUUUAUUUCCACUCUUCUUCAGCAACGAAAGAGAAAUCAACCCGCAAGUGAUACAGGCAUGAACAGGGGAUCUUUGUCGCCACCUUCAGAGGAGUAUGAUGACUACGGUGACUUUGAAUAG
Messenger RNA from Opisthorchis viverrini, 1107 nucleotides. RefSeq lists its product as hypothetical. Gene Ontology annotation, biological process: chromosome condensation; negative regulation of DNA recombination; nucleosome assembly. Lineage: Eukaryota; Metazoa; Platyhelminthes; Trematoda; Opisthorchiida; Opisthorchiidae. Gene Ontology annotation, molecular function: structural constituent of chromatin; nucleosomal DNA binding; double-stranded DNA binding. Gene Ontology annotation, cellular component: nucleus; nucleosome. The transcript has 4 exons. The record is from RefSeq and is a predicted model, not a curated record. The coding region runs from base 37 to 1107 and encodes 356 amino acids.